AUGGAAGUUGCCCUGAACACAGAGGCAGUACUGGAAGAAGGCGAUGUGAUCAUGGGUGUGAACAGAUACGGCACGUCGACGUGGGCCGAGACUUCGAGGAUUGAUGCGCAAACUCGCGAUGGCUCACCUCGUUCGUAUUUCCUUAAGGACACUCUGCCGGGAAUUGCCCCAAGGCCACGCGGAUAUGGUGAAUGGCAAGACCGGAAAGGAACCUACUUCUUCGUCUGUGACUAUCUCAACAUCACCCACGAGCUUCCCGACCCCGUGCAACUUGGAAAAAAGCUCGCUGAGCUGCACCGCAAAAGUCAGUCGCCCAAUGGAAAAUUCGGGUUCCACUGCACGACAUACGAUGGGGAAAAGCCGCUCAACACGACAUGGGACGAUAGCUGGACAUCCUUCUUCAAGAGACUUAUGAACGAUGUUUACCAGCUCGAGAAGAAAGUCAACGGCUUGUGGCAGGAACUCGACGACGUGAUGCAAAUUACACUCGAACACCUGAUUCCCCGACUCCUCGACCCCCUCACGACAGAAGGCCGCUCCAUAAAACCAUGUCUGAUCCACGGUGACUUGUGGGAAAGCAACAUCGGAACCGAUGAGUUCACGGACGAGAUAUACAUCUAUGAUGCUUGUGCUUACUACGCCCACCACGAGAAAGAGGUGGGCAUCUGGCGGUGCGCGCACCACCAGAUGACGGAUAAGACAUACCGAGACGAAUACUUCAAGAACUACCCCCCGAGUGAGCCGCGUGAUGAAGCUGAUGAUCGGAACCGUUUGUAUUCAGUUGAAACACUAAUCAUGAAUUCACUGGCUUUUCCGGGCGCGAAGACGCGGCAGCUGGCUUUUGAGGAGCUAUCGUACCUAAUCAACAAGUAUCUCAAGGACGGUGAUUGA
Messenger RNA from Pseudomassariella vexata, 891 nucleotides. RefSeq names its product Fructosamine kinase-domain-containing protein. Bases 1 to 891 code for a protein of 296 amino acids. The transcript has 2 exons. The record is from RefSeq and is a predicted model, not a curated record. NCBI's taxonomy places the organism in Eukaryota, Fungi, Ascomycota, Sordariomycetes, Amphisphaeriales, Pseudomassariaceae.